Neocloeon triangulifer is the source of this 945-nucleotide messenger RNA. It is a transcript of the gene eIF3f1, whose product is annotated as eukaryotic translation initiation factor 3 subunit F. Lineage: Eukaryota; Metazoa; Arthropoda; Insecta; Ephemeroptera; Baetidae. Gene Ontology annotation, cellular component: eukaryotic translation initiation factor 3 complex, eIF3m. The transcript has 6 exons. The record is from RefSeq and is a predicted model, not a curated record. Bases 55 to 885 code for a protein of 276 amino acids. Gene Ontology annotation, biological process: translational initiation. Gene Ontology annotation, molecular function: translation initiation factor activity; metallopeptidase activity; translation initiation factor binding.
AUCAUUAAAAGUUUUUGAUGAUUUCUCGGCCAAAUCAAAAUAAUCAUUUCCACGAUGGCGUUCAACGUGACUGUGAAAGUGCACCCCGUUGUUUUGUUUCAAAUUGUCGACUCGUACGAGAGGCGAAAUGCAGAUUCCUUCAGAGUAAUCGGAACCUUGCUUGGAACGGUGGAAAAGGGCGUCGUGGAGGUGUCCAACUGCUUCUGCGUGCCACACAGGGAAUAUGACACCGAGGUGGAGGCCGAGUUGGUGUAUGCGGCCGAGCUGAGGGAUCUAAACGCCAGGGUUAACACCCAGGAGACGGUGGUGGGCUGGUGGGCAACUGGAAACGAGGUCACCAGGCACUCUUCGCUUAUCCACGAUUACUACACCAUUGAGUGUCCGAACGCCAUCCACCUCACCCUGGACACCACCCUGCAGGGCGCCUCCAUGGGCAUCAAGGCCUACAUCAGGGUGCCUAUCGGAGUGCCAGGAGGCAACAAUGGGAGCAUGUUCACCUCUGUGCCUGUCCAGAUCACCUGCUACGAACCAGAGCGAGUCGGAUUGCAACUGUGCUCAAAGACGAUUGGAAUAAAAAAGGCUGUAGAGCCGAUGCACGAAUUGGCGCAGGUGUCCGAGGCAACAGGAAACGUGUUGUCUAUGCUGGACACGGUGCUCAGCUACGUCAACGAGAUCUUGUCUGGACGAGGAAUCUCGCCGCAAGACAAUGCUGUUGGCAGGGCCCUGCUGGACAUGGUCAGCUCCGUGCCCAAGAUGACCCCUGAUGAGUUUGAGAACAUGCUUAACUCGAAUAUCAAGGACCUCUUGAUGGUGAUCUGCCUAUCGCAGCUCACAAAGACCCAGAUCCAGCUGAAUGAGAAACUCACUCUGCUCACCACCCUCUAAGUAUGAUUAUUUUUUGUGAAAAUAUUGGAAAUAAACUAGAGAACAACUUUAACAAAUCAA